This is a messenger RNA of Acanthoscelides obtectus, 1485 nucleotides long. NCBI's taxonomy places the organism in Eukaryota, Metazoa, Arthropoda, Insecta, Coleoptera, Chrysomelidae. The record is from the annotation of a GenBank genome assembly.
AUGGGUAGAGCAUAUGCCGAAUUUGAUGGAACGAACCCGCUAGAAAGACCACCAUUACCAAAGUUGAAGUCAUCUAGAAAGCUUGCUGUGGUAUUGUGUCAGUUAAAUAAACAGAUCCUGCCAGAGUAUCUAGCACACUCCAACUGUAUAGAACAACUUCACACACUGAUAUACUGUGCAGCUGUUGCAACACUAAGAACACUUGGUGUCAAAAUGCCAACUCAAAAGAUUACUGAAAAUUCAGUAAAACCAAUAACAUUAAAAUGGGAAAAACGUCUGGAAAGAAGAACGGCAGACAUUCGCAGAGAUAUCGGACGUCUUACCCAAUUCACACGAGGAAUAACAACUCGAAAAGUCCGAAAGCAAGCUAUGGAAAUAAUGCAACGACUCCACCAUCAUUCUCACCAAGACGCAACUAACAUCAACGAGUGGCAAUGCCUUGAUACCUUGAAGCAAAAACUGACCCUAUAUACUCAGCGAUUGAAAAGGUAUAAAGCGUCCAGUCACAGAAAGCACGACAAUGCGCUCUUUCAAAGAUCCGAAAAGGCAUUCUACAGGAAACUGUCAUCCGAACCCCAGGAAAAGAGCAAAACGGUGCCCACAAAGGACCAAGUAGAGGAAUUUUGGGGCAAGCAGUUUGGCUCGACAGCUUAUUACAACAAGUGUGCAGGAUGGAUUACAGAUGAAGAAGCGAAGAGCCAUUAUUCCAAUCCCAUGCAGUAUAGACAUGCCAACGAGAUUAGCCAAGAAAACGUUGACAAGAAAGCGUCAAACUAUUGGCUUACCUCAGGCCAAAUGUUCCCCGAGACUGAGGGAUGCCUUGUAGCUAUACAGGACCAGGUCAUCCCUACCAACAAUUACAAGAGGUUCAUACUUAAGAACUUGCAACAGUCUGAUAAAUGCAGGUACGGCUGUCAGGACUCCGAAACAAUACAUCACGUAACUGGUGGAUGCCAAGCAUUCGCUCCAACGGACUAUAAGGAGCGCCGCGACAUAGCUGACAAAAUCAUUCACCAGGAGUUGGCAAACAAAUUCAAACUGAUCGAAUGCAAGCUACAGUACUAUAAAUAUACACCGCAAUGUGUCCUCGAGAACGACAAGUAUAAACUAUACUGGGAUCGCACUGUGCUUACGGACCAAUACAUAAAACAAAACAGACCUGACAUAAUCAUUGUCGACAAGGGCGCCCAGAAAGUAACACUGAUUGAUGUGGCCAUACCUAAUAGUAACAUUUUAACAUACAGACAUAAUGAGAAAGUUGCAAAAUACAGGGAGCUAGAAUUUCAAAUUAAACGCCAGUGGAAAAUGAAGUACGUGGAAACAAUACGAAUAAUAAUGUCAUCUACAGGGGUGAUACCAAGAAUCCUACUAGAAAACAUCAAAGCGCUGGAACUGAGUGAAAACAUUUACAAAAUCAUACAGAAAGGAGUUUUGCUGGCAACUGCCCGAAUAGUAAGAAAAUUUAUGGGAAAUGCAAGUACCUAG